Molecule: messenger RNA, 1777 nt
Organism: Paramecium sonneborni
Lineage: Eukaryota; Ciliophora; Oligohymenophorea; Peniculida; Parameciidae
Source: the annotation of a GenBank genome assembly
AUGAAAAAGGUUGUUUAAAAAAUCUAAAGCUUAAAAAAUAUUUCUUAAAUCAUAGCUUAAGGAGAUCAUGCUGUUACAGUAAAGAAUAUGUUAAAUGCUUUUGAAAAAUAAACAAAAGAAGAUUUAAGUUAUUUGGAAAAGAAUUUGUUAAAGAUAUUCCCACUUUUUAAUUUGAUAAAGAAAUAACUAAAAUCAUAAUCAAAAUUUUAUGAACUUAUAUCUCAUCUUUUAAUUGAGAACUUUUAAAACAAUUAGGUUAUUUUUUAUAAAGGGGAUAUUGGAAGAAAAAUGUAUUUUGUUCUCUCUGGUCGUCUUUUGAGCUACCCUUAUGAUUUUCGAGAUAUAAGUAUUUAAAUUUUUGAUUAGAGAUAAACAUACCGCAAAUAAGGAACUAAAUGUAGGAGAUCAUUUUGGAGAAAUUAGUCUUCAACAUAGAAUACCAAGAACAUUAACGGUCAUUUGUAAAGGUGAAGUUAUUUUAAUUAGUGUAAAUUAUGAAACUUAUUCUACUUUUAUUUAGACCUCAGUUGAUAAAAUGUUAACGGAUUCAUAUAAAUUAAUUAAAACUUUAAGUAUCUUUAGAGAUUGGAGUGAAUUUACACUUUAAUUAAUAUUACAUCAUUUAAAGGAAUCAAAGUUUUAAAGAAAUUAAUAUGUUUUUAAAGAGGGAAAUAAAGAUUAAAAUUUAUAUAUUAUUAAAUCUGGAGAGAUUAUUUUAUAAAAAUAAUAUACAAUCAAAUAAAAAAAAAGUGAAAAUGGAUUGAUUUAUUUAAGCCAUAAUUAAUGUUUUGGAGAUUUUGAAUUUAUUGACGAUUAAAAGUGGUUAAAUGAUAAAAAUUUAUUAAAAUAAAUAAGUAGACAAAUGGAUGCAAAAUCAACAACUGAAACUUUUAUUCUAUAUCUACCAUUUCUUACUUAUAUUAGAAUAUAAGAAGAAUAUCAUUCAGUUACUCUAUAAUUAUUUUUAUCUAAUUCAAAGUAGGUUGUAAUUUAGAGAAUGAAAAAAUUAUAACAGUAAAUUAUAAAUAAAUAAACAAAAUUAGAUGAAGAAAAUGAAAAAAAAGAUGAACUCUCUGAAUUAAGAAUAUUUAAAGAUUAAAAAAUUGAAGAAAAGUAACCUUAAAUAGAAAACGAUACUACUAAAAUUAAACAUUCUAACAAUCCUUAUUUAUCUUUAAUGGGAGCUAUUAAAAACAAUAGAACUAAGGAACAUUAAUAAUAGUAGCCAGCUUAAUAAAUAGAUUAAAUUGCUAAUCAAUUUUCUUAAAAAUCUAUUUUAAUGAAAUUUGAUAGAGGACACAAAAUAUUAUUAUUAAAAAAGCUAAGAGAUGCUUCAAUAUUACCUGAUCCUAAAGAUAAUUUUAUUUAUUAAUAAUAAUCUGUAAGAAGUAGUUAUUCAAGAUUAAGGAUAAAUAGAAAAUAUUAAUAAAGUAUUUAAUAGGAUAAUGUUACUAUAAUCAAACCUUAAGUUAAUUCUCGUUCUCACACCCCUGAUUCUUCAGUGGUAUUACAAAAUGAAGAUAAAACAUAAAAUAAAAUAAAUAAAUGUUAGAGGGCUUUUACAUUUAAAAUAAAUGAUUAUCAUAAUUUUAAACUAUCAUAAAAUUCUGUUGGAUAUUCACGAUCAAUGUCUUAAAUGAGUGUUAGUCGAAGUAGCAUAAAUCGUAAAUCACCAAGUAAAUAUAAAUUUGAAAUUGAAUAUGAAAAAAGCUAAUAGUAAACCCCAUAAAAAUAGCCUAAAAUAGAUCUUGAUUUGUGCAUUUAUGGAAAAUAAUGA